AAAGGGAGAUGGUACCUCAGGGUGCUGCCCUGCUCCAUCACCACUGACUGAACAAGUGAAGAAAUCAUGAAUCAUCAGUCAGAGCCUAAAAGCGAAGCUUAAAUUGUUUACUAUUGCCGAUUUAAUUGUUAGCAUUGUUGUCUACAUUUGUCUACUUGUAGUCGCUAACAUUUCCGUAAAAUACUAGUAAAGUUGUUGGUAUUAACCUUGUAGAAGUGGUGGCCUAAUUUUGGGGCUUUGACGUUAGCUAACUAGCUAAACCAACCAAGCUCAGUUAAACUUGUAAACACUUUGUGAAAGAUGGCUGACAACGGAGCACACCCGACUGAAGAGGACCCAGCCGCAGCUUUCCUGGCCCAGCAGGAGAGUGAGAUAGCGGGGAUAGAGAACGACGGCGAAGGGUUUGGGGCGCUGGAAGCAGCGGAGGACGAAGAGCCGUCUCAGCCGGAACCGACUGUCAACUAUGACGGUUUCGAAGAGGAGCCUGCCACGGUGAACGGAGACCUGUUUCAGGAGUCCAAUGGCCCAACAGACAACUAUGCAGCCAUCGCCCAGGUGGAUAUUCAGAGGCAAGAGCCAGAAAGUUUACGCAAGUGGAGGGAGGAGCAGAAGACACGCCUUGAAGCAUUAGAUUCAGCAUCCAAGGCAGCAGAGGCAGAGUGGCGAGAGAAAGCCAAAAAGGAGCUGGAGGACUGGCAUGUACACCAGAACGAGCAGAUGGAGAAAAACAAGGCCAACAACAGGAUUGCUGACAAGGCUUUCUACAAACAGCCUAACUCUGAUGUUAUAGGCUUUGUAUCAUCAGAGGAGGCUUUCCUGGCAGAGAGCGAUGGCGACAGCCCAGGAUCUGAAUGGGAGAGAGUAGCCCGUCUCUGCGACUUCAACCCGAAAACCAACAAACAAGCAAAGGAUGUUUCUCGAAUGCGCUCUGUCCUCAUCUCUCUCAAACAGACACCUCUAGUUCGCUAGAGGGGUCCGCUGGGACCUGCCUUUCAGUUUUAACCUCACAUUGCAUCAGAAGAGUUUGUAUGCCCUUUUCCAUAAAAUUCCUGGUAUCUUUAUAACCUUUGCAAACUUCCCGCCUUUCUUGAUGCCUAUUAUUAUAUUGAAAUAAUAUACUUAACCACACUCUCUUGUGAGAAUAUGAAGGACUGCUCUAUUGUUACUUUGGCUGGUUACUUUUAUCACUGCUAUAAUUAAGAAAAUAUUGUUACUAUAAGUUGAACAUUUUACUUCCCCUUUUAACUUAUGAAUUAUUAUUAUUAUUAUUAUUAGGUCAGUUUUCUUGCAUGCCUCUGCCAAUAUUUUGGAUGCAGUUUUUAGUUGUUUUAUAAAUUUGCAUUUUGGUCAAUGUCAAACACUUAUUAAGCACUAUUAGAUUGUAACCACGUAUGCCUCUCCAUUAAUGUAGACUUAUCAACACAAAGUCUUCGUUCACAUUUGUUGUAUUAUAUCCCUGAUUACCAUAUUUAACGUAGCUAGCAUAUUUUUCUCUUCCAAAUUCAUAAGCUUGUGGCCUUUUUGAUGUAGCUCUUACUCCAGUUUGAGUAUUCAGUCAGAUGGACUUCCUCUACAAUUGGGCAAGAUUUCAGCAAAAAAAAAAAAAAAACUACAACCAAAGAUUUCUCCAAUCAUCUAAAUUUUCAGAGUUCACGAUUAAUGGUUUGUGCGAUUUCUAAUUUUUAGCCAACAUUUUACGCACCAUUUCUCUGUUACACAAAUAUGUUUUAAAUGUUUUUUAAAAACUGUAAUCAAUAAGGUGUCAAAUUUCAACAGUAAUGUCUGCACAGUGUUUCACAUGUUGCCUAUUUGGACAUUAUGAAUACUGAAACAAGUGAAUGUUAAAAGGGAACUGGAUAAUAAAAAACAUUGGGAUAUGAUCACCAA
This is a messenger RNA of Centropristis striata (black sea bass), 1887 nucleotides long. It is a transcript of the gene cltb, whose product is annotated as clathrin, light chain B. Gene Ontology annotation, cellular component: clathrin coat of trans-Golgi network vesicle; synaptic vesicle membrane; plasma membrane. NCBI's taxonomy places the organism in Eukaryota, Metazoa, Chordata, Actinopteri, Perciformes, Serranidae. The transcript is spliced from 6 exons. Gene Ontology annotation, molecular function: structural molecule activity; clathrin heavy chain binding. Bases 301 to 969 code for a protein of 222 amino acids. The record is from RefSeq and is a predicted model, not a curated record. Gene Ontology annotation, biological process: clathrin coat assembly; clathrin-dependent endocytosis; intracellular protein transport.